AUGUCAUCGAUAAAUGAUGUUCAACAACGUGAUCUGGAGAAAAAUAGUGAUCUUCACACCGUGCUAUCUUUUGACAGCACAGAAAAUGUAGCCAAAGGUCCAAAAAGCUCUUUUUAUGAUUACCUGAAAUCUUUUAGUGCUAAGACUGGGACAGAAACCAAAGGCAUCGAACCUGUGACAGAAGAUGAAAAAAAUGACGCUUCAUUAUGGAACGCCGCGUCAAUGUGGUUUUCCGCCAACUUAGUCAUCGCAGCAUUUUCGGUGGGAUUGCUUGGACCUUUAGUUUUUGAACUGAACUUCUGGGGCUGUGUUAUUUCUAUUCUAAUAUUUGGUUUGCUCGGGGUCUUGCCAGUUUCGUUUUUCUCCUUGUUUGGGGCCGAGCUGGGCCUUCGUCAAAUGGUGCUUUCACGCUACCUGCUAGGCAAUGCAACUGCACGCAUAUUUGCUCUGAUAAACAUCAUUGCCUGUGUUGGUUGGGGUGCUGUAAAUACUAUAGCAUCCGCCCAGCUUCUUCAUAUGGUAAAUCCUCAUGGUGCUCGCUGCCCCCCAUGGGCCGGCUGUCUGAUUAUAGUUUGUUCAACAAUCAUCGUCUCGUUUUUCGGCUACCGCGUCAUUCAUAUGUACCAGAAAUGGGCUUGGGUACCAAACGCUGCCGUAUUCUUAAUUGUUAUCGCACGCAUUCACCGUAGUGGUUCUUUCGAAGUCGGCCCAUGGAAACAAGGCAGCGACACAGCGGCCGGCAUCAUCUGUUUAGGUGGUAUUGUAUUCGGGUUUGCAUCUGGGUGGACAACCUAUGCUGCUGAUUAUACUGUCUACAUGCCGCGCACUGUCAACAAACUCAAAGUUUUUCUAUUCGUGGCAGCUGGUCUAAUGAUUCCACUUUCCUUCACUAUGCUUCUAGGUUCUGCAGCGGCUUGUGCUGCACUCAACAACCCGCUUUACAUGGAUUUCUAUGAAAAAGAGAGCUCAGGGGGACUACUGUACGCUAUUUUGGUUCCUAAAUCACUAAACGGCUUUGGUCAGUUCUGCUGCGUUGUUUUAGCAAUGUCAACAGUGGCCAAUUGCGUUCCAAACAUGUACUCUAUUGGUUUGGGCACCCAAUCCUUAUGGGAGCCACUUGCUAAAGUUCCUAGAGCACUAUGGACUGUUGUUGGCAACCUUGUGACUCUGGCUAUUGCCAUUCCAGCUUACUACAAAUUCGCUGCCUUUAUGUCAAGUUUCAUGGAUGCAAUCGCUUACUACAUUGCUAUUUACAUUGGAAUCGCUCUGACUGAGCACUUUCUCUUCAGAAAGGGUAAGUUUCAGAACUACAGCGUGGCACAUUGGAGCAGCUGGAGAGAUUUGCCUGUUGGUUUUGCUGGCUGUCUUUCACUAAUUUUGGGGGCUGUUGGUGUGGCUGUAGGUAUGAGCCAGACCUAUUGGACUGGUCAAAUUGGAAGCCUUAUUGGCACUCGUGGCGGGGAUAUUGGUCUUGAGCUCGGGUUUGCAUUUGCCGUGAUCGCUUAUACAAUUACGAGACCUCUGGAAUUAAAACUCUUUAGCCGUUGA
Lachancea meyersii CBS 8951 is the source of this 1548-nucleotide messenger RNA. Lineage: Eukaryota; Fungi; Ascomycota; Saccharomycetes; Saccharomycetales; Saccharomycetaceae. The record is from the annotation of a GenBank genome assembly.